AUGUCGUCCAUCGGACCAUCACUACCGCCUCACCUCGCGAAGCGCAAGCGCGACGACAACGACGACGACGAUGAUCGCUCCUCCUCCUCCUCCUCCGCCUCCUCAUCGCCUGGACCUCGGCCCGCCUCAUCACUCGACAACAACGCGGAGAAGCGACGACGCGUCGUCGCCGGCCCGGCGCCGCCUCCGGCGCCACUGGACGAGAUGCCCGCAACUGCACCCGGGGGGGAGAGCGACGAGAGCAGCGACAGUGACAGCGACGAUGGGUUUGGGCCGGCGUUGCCUACGGCGGCGGAUGUGUCGAGGGUCAACGCUGCAAAAAAAGACGACGACGAGUGGAGCGCCGUGCGGCCACGGCCGGGCGAUGAGGACGGCAAGGAGAAAAAGGCGCAGAGAGACGAGUGGAUGAUGGUGCCGCCCAAGCAGGACGACCUCGCGGCGCGCUUGGAUCCGACGAAGCUGCGGGCGCGCGGGUUCCAGACGGGCAAGGGGGCGAGGGCGCCGAAUCACGGUGGGGGCGGUGGGGAUCUUGGGAUGUGGUUGGAGACGCCGGAGCAGAAGAAGAAGCGGUUGGAGAAUGAGGUCAUGGGGAAGGGUGGCUCGAGUGGCGGCCCUGGGAGCGCUGGUGGUGAGAGGGAUGCGAGGAGGAAGAGGGACGACGAGACGGCGAGGAGGCUGAGAAAGCAUGAGGAGAAGAGGAAGGGGGAGAGUUUGUACGAGAAGCAUAGGGAGAAGGUGGGCGAGAAGGAAGAUGACGAUCCGAGCAAGAGGGCGUUCGACUAUCAGAAGGAUAUGGCGAGCGGGAUGAGGAUUGAUGGGACAAAGCGGAAGGAGAUGAUUAGGAAGGCGGGCGACUUUUCGAGCAAGUUUUCGGGCGGAAGCUUCCUGUAG
Molecule: messenger RNA, 891 nt
Organism: Diplodia corticola
Lineage: Eukaryota; Fungi; Ascomycota; Dothideomycetes; Botryosphaeriales; Botryosphaeriaceae
Product: nopp 140 functions as a transcriptional activator
Exons: 2
Coding region: 1-891 (296 amino acids)
Source: RefSeq, a predicted model, not a curated record